CUGAGACAGGAGAUUUGAGACCAACUUCACAGGCAAAACGUCUAUCUCGCGACGCUCAACGAUUAGUAGUUCAGCAAGCAUUCGUAAAUAACGAGGUGAAUAGAUGACAAUGGCUGAGGCUUGGAAACUGAAAUGCCCUGCUCCUCCACUUGAUGGAGAAGAUGGGCCGGCGUAUCGCAUCGUCGAUGAACCUCGGAGAUCCGACUCAGACAAAUCCGCCUACCGAGCCAUAGAGCUUCGGAAUGGACUGAAAGUACUGCUGAUCUCCGAUUUGGAGGCAGACAAAGCAGCGGCUGCCCUCACCGUCCAGGUAGGGUACCUGAGUGAUCCGCCUGAAAUACCAGGCAUUGCCCAUUUUUGCGAGCACAUGCUUCUGCUCGGAACCAAGAAGUAUCCAGCAGAAAAUUUCUACGAGGAGUUCGUGUCUACUCAUGGUGGGACGAGGAACGCUAUGACUUGCACUGAUGAGACGUCUUAUUUUUUCGAUGUUACACCUGAGUAUUUUAGAAACUGCCUCGAUAUCUUCGCGCAGUUUUUCAUCAAUCCACUCUUCGAUCAAAAUUGCAUGCUACGGGAAAAAUACGCGAUUGACAGCGAAAAUCAAAAGAAUAUUAAGCGGGAUUCUCGGCGUCUGUUCCGCAUCAACCAGGUUACAUCGAGUCCGAAGCACGACUUUGUGAAAUUUGGUACGGGAAACAUGGAUACGCUUAGUUCAAAAGGUACCACGGAACUUCGAAAACAAUUGAUGGCCUUUCAUUCGAAGUGGUAUUCAUCGAAUAUUAUGGCGCUCGUCCUAUACGCGAAAGAAAGUCUCGAUGAGUUGACUUCGUACGCCACAGAUAUGUUUGGUCCGAUUCAGAAUAGAGAGGUAACGCCACAGGUCUGGACGGUGCACCCGUUUAGGGAGGACUCUGUUCAAGUGGAGAUCAAAGUCGUCCCGGUAGAUGAUAUACACAAACUAACAGUAACCUUUCCUACACCGGACAUUUCGAGCCAAUAUAAAUCGAAGCCAGAUUAUUAUGUCAGUUACCUUAUCUCACACACGAGCCAAGGUGGGCUGAUAGCACAUCUGAGGUCGCUAAACUGGGUGAUCUCUGGCGAAGCAGAUCUCACUGAUGGGGCCAGAGGGAUAUGCUUCUUCAAGGUAUCGUUCAAUUUAUCUUACGAAGGCAUACGUCACACCGACGAAAUAAUUACAUACCUUUUUCAAUAUAUUCGCCUUCUGCAAGAAAGUAAACCACAGGAAUGUGUUUUCAAGGAGCUUAUGAAUCUUGCUGAAAUGAGCUUUCGAUUCAUGCCUAAGCCGCAUCCAAUGCGUUACUGUCAAAGGAUCAGUAAAGCUAUACACAAAUACCCUUGGAAGGAUGUCAUGUCCGGUCCAUACAUCUAUCAGGAAUUUCGGCCGGACUUAAUCGAGCAACUGCUGAGCUACUUAGUGCCCGAAAAAGUAAGGGUGAUGAUAGUGUCAAAGCUGUUUCAUGACGAAACCAGUCAAGUCGAGAAGUACUACGGUGUUCGAUACGCAGUAAGAAAAAUUGCAAGAUCUACAAUCGAGGCAUGGAAGACGGUGCAUGUUAACGACGUCUUCAAACUUCCAGCUCCAAAUGAUUUCGUCUCCACCAAAUUUACGUUAGUGGACGAAGAAAAAGAAUACACCACGGAACCCAAGAUAGUUAUGAGUGAUGAGAGCAACCGGGUUUGGUUUAUGCAAGACAAGGAGUAUCUUUUGCCUCGUAGCGUAAUCUCGUGUCAAAUUCGGACUCCUGUGGCAUUCCAAAACCCCCUUAGUGAUGCUCUGACGCAUUUAGCAAUAAAUUGCUUUCGAGAUGAAAUUUCUGGUCCUCUGUAUUCAGCCAGAGUGGCUGGUCUCAACUAUUCGAUCAUAAACCAUCAAUACGGCAUCUCGUUGAAAGUAAGCGGAUAUAACGAAAGGCAGCUUUUUCUUCUUAAAAGUAUAUUGACACGCCUUACUACGUUCAAGGUGGAUUCAGGGAGAUUCAAAGUACUUAAAGAUUUGUUUGCGCGUCGUUUAGGUAACUUCGACACGAAACAACCUCACCGACAAGCGGUAUAUUACGCGGAGGUGUUACUUUGUGAGAAGUUCUUCAUGCACACAGAUACGCUGGCCAUUUUGGAUAUGUGCACCCCGGAAGCUUGUACUGAGCAUCUGGCCAAGCUGCUACAAAAUGCCUAUAUUGAAUGUCUCGUGCAUGGAAAUAUGACUUCGGCAGAAGCAAAAGAGUUAGCCUCGACCGUUCGACGUAUACUGAAGUGUGGCCCACUACCCGAAGAUAGCUUACUAAACCUUCGCGAAUACCAUCUGACCGAGGGUCAGACCACUUACUUUUCUCAUACCAACCUGGUACAACCCGCCGGCGCGGUGAUGGCACUUUAUCAGAUAGGAACAGUCGACUCCGAAGACUUGAAGACCUCAGUUCUCAAUGAGAUACUGUGCCGCCUUAUCGACGAACCAGUCUUCAAUAUACUUCGAACUAAGGAACAGCUUGGUUAUAUUGUUUCAUGUGAAACGAAGUUGUCGUACGGUACGCUAGGUUUAUUUGUGUUGGUUCAAUCCAAUUUGCCGUCAUCAUACGUGUUCGACCGGAUUGAAACCUUCAUUAACCGCACGAUGAAUCAAAUUCUUAACGAACUUACAUCGGAACGGUUAGACGAUCAUAAAAGGACUUUGAUUGCACUCAAACUGGCGAAGCCAAAGACGCUCGAAGAGAAAACGCGCUUUUUAUGGGAUGAGGUGUGCAGUAAGAGCUACCUAUUUGAUCGAGCUAAGUUAGAGGCAGCGGCGGUCGGAGCUGUCACCAAGACGGACAUCAUAGAUUUUUACAAGCGCUAUAUUGAGCACGCAGCUCCGGAUCGUAAACAGCUAGUUGUUUGUAUCGAAUCAAAAGAAUCUCAAAGGACGAAAAUGGUCAACAAUAACAAAGCCAAGGCUGACGCAAUGACUGUAAACGACGUUAAGGAUUUCAAGGAGAUUCAUGAACUGUUUCCACGAGAAAGGAGAUCACCUGAACAGAUUAUGAUGCAUGCGAAGUGAGUGCCUGACUAGACAGUCACGCAGUGUGUUAUAGUGAAAUAACUCAGCUGUGGUUCAUCACAAAUAUUUAAACGUGCUUCUUUUGUCUGUUUUGAGUGUUUUUCUAUACAAAACCAUCUUACAAAAUGGCAGGUACCUCUACUCUGUCAUAAACUCAGACAAACACGUUCAGCA
Varroa destructor (honeybee mite) is the source of this 3226-nucleotide messenger RNA. RefSeq names its product insulin-degrading enzyme-like. The record is from RefSeq and is a predicted model, not a curated record. NCBI's taxonomy places the organism in Eukaryota, Metazoa, Arthropoda, Arachnida, Mesostigmata, Varroidae. Gene Ontology annotation, molecular function: metalloendopeptidase activity; metal ion binding. Gene Ontology annotation, cellular component: mitochondrion; cytosol. Gene Ontology annotation, biological process: peptide catabolic process.